AUGCCGAAGAAAUUUGGGACAAAUACAAAAUCCCAGGAGGCUCGGGAAAAGAAGGAGGCCGCUAAAGAGCUCCAGAAAGCGAAAGAAGCCAAAGCAGAAGAAGACGCCUACUGGGAAGACAAUGAUAAGCAUGUUAACCGUAAACUUCAACGCAAGGAUGAGAGAGAAGCCAAACGAGUGGAGGCGAUGAAGAGAAGACAGGAAUUGAGGAAACUGCAUGACGAAGAAAUGAAGAGUUUGCAGGGUGCCAGUGCAAAAACCCCAGCUUCUAACCCGAAUAAGUUGACACAAGCGCAGAUCGCUGCUGCUAGGGCGAGACUCAAUGCUCAGUUAGCUGCUCUAGCGCCUAAAAGGGAUGUUGACAACCUAGCUCCUCUAACGGAGAAUCCGAAUCGCGUUGCCGAUGACGUGAUUGAGGCAAGAACGGUUGAAGAUGCUAUUAAGGCUCUAAAUGUAACAGGUGACAGCCCCACAGAGAAACAUCCAGAGAGGAGACUGAAGGCAGCCUAUUUGGCCUACGAGGAGAAGAUGCUGCCCGAGCUAAGGAGGGAGUACCCCGGAAUGCGACACUCACAGCUCACCCAGAUGAUCUUCAAGAGCUUCCAAACCGCGCCGGAGAACCCCAAGAAUCAGGCUCAUAAGCAAUACAAUGAAAAGUGA
Echinococcus granulosus is the source of this 660-nucleotide messenger RNA. RefSeq names its product Coiled-coil domain-containing protein. Gene Ontology annotation, cellular component: nucleus. The record is from RefSeq and is a predicted model, not a curated record. Gene Ontology annotation, molecular function: transcription coactivator activity. The transcript is spliced from 3 exons. Bases 1 to 660 code for a protein of 219 amino acids. Lineage: Eukaryota; Metazoa; Platyhelminthes; Cestoda; Cyclophyllidea; Taeniidae. Gene Ontology annotation, biological process: transcription by RNA polymerase II.